CACAACACAGGCAGCUAAUGAUACUGCCGGCUGAUACAAUAAUUAUUAAAAAAUAAAGAAGACAGUAUUUUAUCGCUACACGCGGGCUCGGAGGGAACACAUGAUGUUUGUUUUUAUUAUAUUCAGUGUUAUUUGAUGAAUGUCGGCGUUAUGAUCUAUUAGAUAUGCGCGGAUUUAUUGAGUCAGAGCUUUAAAUGAGGAUCAUGGCGUUUCAGGAGGGAGAAUCGCUCGAAUCCUGGCUCAAUAAAGCCACACACCCGACAAACCGACAGGAAGACUGGGAAUAUAUAAUCGGGUUUUGUGACCAGAUCAAUAAGGAGUUAGAAGGUCCUCAGAUAGCCGUGAGACUGCUCGUUCACAAAAUACAUUCACCACAAGAAUGGGAAGCCCUUCAAGCUCUGACGGUCCUAGAGGCUUGCAUGAAGAACUGCGGCCGGAGAUUUCACAAUGAAAUAGGCAAAUAUAGGUUUUUAAAUGAGUUGAUCAAAGUGGUUUCCCCCAAGUACAUGGGAGACAGCGUUUCAGAGAAGGUGAAGAAUAAGAUCUUCGAGAUGUUGUACAGUUGGACGGUAGCGUUUCCCAAUGAGGCCAAAAUAUCAGACGCUUACCAGACGCUCAAGAGACAAGGACUCAUAAUGUCAGAUCCAGAACUGACUGCAGAUAAAACUCUCGUUCCGUCUCCUCCCGCACGCCCCAAAAACCCUGUGUUUGACAACGAGGACAUGGGGAAGUUGUUGGCCGAACUUCUGAGGAGCAAAAACCCAGAAGAUCUUCAGGAGGCAAACCGACUCAUCAAAAACAUGGUGAAAGAGGAGGAUGCACGGGUACAGAAGAUGACCAAACGCAUCCACACACUGGAGGAGGUGGACAAUAACGUGAAGCUCCUGGGAGAGAUGUUGAGUCAUUACGACAGGGACCGGUCAUCAAACGCUGACCGCGAGCUCAUGAAGGAGCUGUACGAACGCUGUGAUAAACUCAGACGCACCGCUUUCAAACUGGCCACUGAAGCCGAGGACAACGACUCCAGUUUAGGUGAUAUUCUCAAGGCAAAUGAUGAUUUGUCAAGAGUAAUCGGCUCUUAUAAACGAAUCGUAGAAGGUCAGGCGGAUGACAACGAGGUUGAAGAUCCCAGACCAGCGACUGGUGAAGGAUGUGAGACCACAGGCACGCUGAUUGAUCUGGCUGGUCUGGAUGAACCUUCCUCUCCCACAACAGUCCCACCUCCUGCUCCUCCUCCGCAGGUCUCCUCCACCAAUCCUAUGGCCUCUUCCAUCCCUGUGCUGCCACCUCCUCCUCGCCGAUUGGGUGGCGGUCACGGCAGCCAAACAAGCAGCCCCAAUCACAAACCCCCGGAGCAGCAAACAUCCCUCUCACUUUUGGAUGAUGAACUCUUGUCUCUAGGACUGAAUGAUCCGCCCUCUGUGCCAAACAAAGCAAAGUUGGAUGAAUUAUCUGGUCAGUGGACCUCCUUACAGGCUUCUGAUCCAGGCCUGGACCUGUUUGGGAACAUCUCGGCACCAAGCUCUGUCUUUCCAAAAAAACACACACCCGCACAAACCUCACACACACCUGCUGUGAGUCAGGGUUUGCAGGAUCUCUCCAUGCUAGACUUCACCGGAGGAAAGAGUAGCAUCCCUGGUCUGAGCGGUAUCGCUGGAGGUAGUUUUGGUCUUUCUGGAUCUGUAAUGAGCUCCACAGUGGCCCCUCUGCAGCCCAUUAACCCUUUUGUGCGUGCUUCGGUGCCCGGCUCGCCCGCUGUGGCCCGGGCUCAGGCAGUGGCGGGUGGAUCGGCUCCAGGCAGCCCGUACUUUCAGCCCUUCUCUUCCCCAUCUCACUCACAUCAGAGCAGCCCAGCACGGAGCUUCGAGCCCAGCCUGUCCAACCUCCAUGUCCCCCUCGAAUCUAUCAGACCCAGUAAAGUGUUGCCCGUGACGGUUUACGAUAAAGAUGGAGUACGUGUUCUGAUGCACUUUGCGAUGGACUGUCCGCCGGGUCGACCUGAUGUCUUGGUCAUAGUGGUGUCUCUGCUCAACACAGCGCCGUUACGUGUGACGAAUAUAUUGCUACAGGCAGCCGUGCCCAAGUCUAUGCGGGUGAAGCUUCAGUCUCCAUCGGGUACAGAGAUUGCCCCCUUUAACCCCAUCCUGCCCCCCGCCUCCAUCACUCAGGUCAUGCUGCUCGCAAACCCACUGAAGGAGCGAGUGCGUUUGCGGUAUAAACUGACGUAUCUGUUGGGGGAUCGGCAGUACUCUGAGGUCGGAGAGCUCGAUCAGUUUCCUCCAGCGGACAGAUGGGGUUCCCUCUAGGAUCUUCCUCUGCUGAUCUACAUCUGCUCGGCACUGUUUACCUGCUUGAUCUCUAAACCGUUCAUGCCCAAGUAUUUUCAUUCAUCCGUCCUGUUGCUAUUUAUUUUGUAAUCAGUGUUGUAUCGUAGCAUCAUCCAUCAGUAUUGUCUGACAUGUUUGUGAAAACCCAAAGUAGAUAUUAGUACAGCAACGCAAAGUCUUCAGAUAACACACAUGACGGUCUGAACCGGACACGUUUUGGAGAUCUUUUGCGGGCCGUUGCUCCCGUAAUUCACCACGGUUACCACUAUCUCCGCAGAAAUGCCAUGUUUGCUGCAGCUGUUGUUACUACAGUCAAUCUGUGGCAACUUGAUAUUCUGCAGCACUCGUCAAACAAAUGUAAAGGACAGAAACAUUUAUUCUUACACCGUUUGAAAGAGAUAUUUAUUAUUUUACAGUUGUUACAAUAACUGGCACUAUUCGCAAGAAGCACGUUACUCUUUUAAAUCAAACGUAUUUCAUUUCGACCCAGUUCCCAAAGUUAUUUGAAGAAAAACAAUCAAAUAUAUUUGUUUUAUGUGAAGUAUUAUGGAUAACUACAAACUAGCUAAUCUAGACUGAGUGAUAGCUUAAUUUAACCCUUGUGCGACCUUCGGGACAUUUGUGUCUGUUUCAUUAUUUAGCUGUGUUAAUGCCAACAGUAUACAUUUUGCCAAAGGUGUGUAUUUUUGGGGUAAUUUUGAUUUUUCAACCUCAGUUCCUAUAAUACAUCUAUAACACACUGUGUACACAAAAUAGUUUCACUCGGGACCUUCAGGACAAAAAUGUCCCCAUUAAAACUGCAAUAUUUGAUUCCAGUGCCAUUAAAGCAUAAAAUCAUGAAUUCUAUGAUAUUAUGAUUUCAUUACGCAGCUUAAAAUUUUUAAUAUUUUCCACCAGAUGGCGCCAUUUUCCUCAUGUUUAGCCUGUGGAGCAAAUACAAGCUUUUCCCAUAUUCUCUGUUUACUGUAUUAUACAGACCUGCAGGACAACUGAAUACAUGGUGUGUGUGUGUGUGUGUGUGUGUGUGUGUGUGUGUGUGUGUGUGUGUGUAAAAACAACAGUGGCAUUGUAUAAACAAACUUGCAUUUAAAGGGUUAAAAUCCUGAAAAUGAAUGAAUAUUUGGUAGUUAUGAUCAGGACUCAUUAUAAGUGAAAAUAAUAUUAAUAUAUAAUAUUAUUAUGGCAGUUUUUUGACAUGGACAUUUUUGUCCUUUAAGGACCUCUGAGUAACAUUCUGCUAUAGAUAUAUAGGAUUAUAGGGUAUAGAGAUACAGCUCAUACAAUAUUUACUUGCAUUUUCAAAGGUUAAGCACCUUCCACUGAUACUUUUAAAACAUAUUAAUAUGUAUAAAAUUAAGAAGUUGGCUGACCUAUUUUCUUUUAAAGUUUAAGACCCUGUUUUGUACCUUAUUUGUUCAAAGUAACAACUGGAGUAACUGGUAUUUUUGCGGUAACUACGGUUACUGUGGUGAGGUCAGCAGCGAUGACCGUGAUGUGUCGCGUGACCUCGCCGCUGUCUGUGGAGUUUAAUUUGACAUUAUUUUGCACUAUUCUGACAGUUAAAGCUGUGCUCUUAAACUCAUGAAACCUCAGAGAGAAUGUACCUGCAGUGAAUGAGUCACACCGCACAAUGAUGCUUUUAGUGUUUUAUAGUUCAUCUGUGUCUGCGUUUAUUUAUUGCUGUGUUACUCAGCAGAUAUUUUUGAGGUCUCUGAUCGUGAAUGGCGUUUAUUGGCAAUAUUAGCUUUGCUUAUUUUAUUAUCUCACAUAUUUGCAUUUGCAUCGCUGCCUCAAGUUUAGCAGAAUUGGGUGAAUUUCACGAAACCUGUCAAAAACACUUCCAGGUCAUAUUUCACCAUAAAGCCAAAUAAAAUAAGAACUUCUAGGCAAUGAAGUAGAGGUAGACCGAUAUAUCGGUUUCACCGAUUGAUCGGUGCCGAUAGUUGCCUUUUUUAAUUAUUGUUAGAAAUCUGUGCCGAUAGUUUUUUCAUAAUUUCACAGCAAGAAUCCCCGAUGUGUUUCGGGCUUGUUGUUUAUACCUAAAGGUCCCACGUUAUGCUCCAAAUCGUCACUUGGUUUUUCGGAUUAUUUGGGGGAUUUUGGUUAAAAAUAAACUGCAUCUGAGAUUUUAUUCAUUUAGGACUCUUUGUCUGUGCCCAUCUUACUCAGAAAAGAAAUAUACGUUUAGUUUUUUUUGACUUUCUAAAAAUCGAUUUUAAAAACUUUUUUAGGUUUUCGGCCUUUCCGACCACCGUAGUUAUCGGUAUCGGCACGAUUCACCAUCGUUCGACCUUUACAAUGAAGCCUCCGUUAACAUUUAUUUCAUUGUGACUAAUUUAAUGUCAAUUAAACAAAUUUUCACCCAAAUCCUCAUUACUGUAAUGCCAAAAAAAGAGAAGAAAAAUACAAUUAUAUACGAUUUAAAUUGUAGUGUUUAUACAGCAUCGAUGCAUUUGUGCUGCCUUAAAUAUGUUGAAUUAAAAAGGAAAUCGUGUCUGGACCGGUUAGUUUGAAUGUCUAUAUUACAGGAAUGAGAAUCUAAAGGUAAUUACAACAAAUACUACCAUAAUUGCCAUUUAAAUGGUAUAUAUUUAUGUUGGCGUCAUAGCAACGAGAAACAUUUUUUUGCAUUACUGUGGAGUUUAGACGUCCUUGUGAUGAAAGUGGUCACAAAGCAAUGAAUCCAAUUAUGACUGGUCCUUAAAAUAGGCUUCAUUUACUACAUGCCGACUUUAGAUGAUGCAAUUGGAGAUAAAACAAUAAACCGUAUUGGUUGGUUGAGAUUUGAAGCAUAACGCUGAACACUUCACAUGAAUUAGAUUUAAAGCGAGAGGAGCUUAAAUGAAGGUUUCCUGAUGGAUUGGUGCCACAAACCUGCAUCAAAGCAUUUGGAGUAUUUCAGAAGAAACGAGUGAGCAAUCAGACUGUUCCAGCAUGACAUUGACGAUGAAAAUACACCGCUUUGAUCAUUUAAUGAGUUAUAUUGCACCAGUAAUGGGGGGUCACAUGAUUUCACUGAAGUCUCUUGUCCUCAGUGUUUGAUGGCCAAACCGAAUCCUUAUGUUACGCAGAAAUAGAUCAAAAGACAUCCAUGUUGAAUUCAAUUAGCAUAGAAAUAAACAAGAGUAAAGGACCAAUGCGUGUUGCUGUUUUGAGAAGGUAUUUCAUGCUGUAUGUUCUCAAGAUAAAAACAAAACGAUUAACUCGAUCUACAGGUUUGUACACCUCAACAACUCUUUGUAAAGAACUUUGCAGGGCCGAAUUUCAUUUUUACACGAUGAAUGUUUGAUUUCAUGCUGCUUCUGAACUCUUGAUGUGUCCUACUCAUUGCCUGAGUGUUUUGAAAGUUGACGGUGUAGAGUGCAGAUAUGUGUGUGUGUGUUUGACCUGGAUUUAUACAUGUUACUCAUGUCUGUACAGUAAACCGUCCACACCAUAAUGCAUGCAGAAUAAAAUAUUUAAGCAGAUCAUUGGGAAGUCUGUAUGUUAUUUGAGUCCCUGAAGUCCACUUAUAAUGUCGGUCAUAAUUUCGUUUUUCAUGAUCAUAUUCCACACCCUCACUGACCCUCACAACGUACAAUUGAACAGGCAGUUUUUGGUGCUGUACCUUUAAGACUUCUGUAUGCAAAUUAGCUCUGUGAUGACUGGCUGAAGUCUGCAUACGGGCGUAUCAGUUGCUGAAUAUGUGAAUGUGGGCUGUCAUGUGUUAAUGAGCUGACAAUCAUUGUGAUGUCAUAAUCAAAAAGAGUUCUUGUUUCAA
Molecule: messenger RNA, 6087 nt
Organism: Xyrauchen texanus (razorback sucker)
Lineage: Eukaryota; Metazoa; Chordata; Actinopteri; Cypriniformes; Catostomidae
Gene: gga3b
Product: golgi associated, gamma adaptin ear containing, ARF binding protein 3b
Exons: 17
Coding region: 195-2306 (703 amino acids)
Biological process (GO): vesicle-mediated transport; intracellular protein transport
Cellular component (GO): trans-Golgi network
Molecular function (GO): ubiquitin binding; small GTPase binding; phosphatidylinositol binding
Source: RefSeq, a predicted model, not a curated record